CGGGGCGGACGCAACCGCUAAAUAUGUCCGGAAUCCACGCGCGGAACCUUGUGUGGAAAUGGGUUUUACUCAGAAAUAUGAUAUAACUUUACGCUCUACAUGUAAUGUGUAAUAUAUGUACCACGUAUAUGGUAAAGUAAUUUAAUGUAGCGUUUUGGUUGUGAUACAUAUGUCCAUUAGUAUUGAAUCGUAGGUUUUGACAGCAGACAGUUGAUGGCGCUGUGGAGCUAGCUUAGCUUUAGCACAAGGAAAGAAGAAGCAUCACUGCAGGAAGUGUGUAUCAUAACAACGUGCUUGUAUUCAUAUUGCCGGUAUACAUUCGCGUUACUGAAUCUGCUUACUUGUAACGAUGACGCACACCGAGGAAAAGCAACAACAUCUCUCCCUCUAUCUAGAAGUUUGUUCCCAAAAUGAAGAGCCCAGUCUUCCGCUGCACACCUCCAUCGCCCUGUUUCUCCUGUCCUACUGUGAGUGCAAGUCUUUCAAAGUGUCCCUAGUCUUCACCAAACCUGCCAGCUCCCAGUCCCUGAAGAGUCAGCUGCCAGACUGUUUGGAUGUGUCUCACGUUCAGCUGGAGGAUAUCCCCCAGCUGGUGAGGGGCUGCCGUCUCCCUGCUGUUUUGGAUGAGUCUGGGAGGCUGUGCAGGGCAGGGCUGGCGGUGGUGCUGAGACAUAUCAUCAACAAGACCUUGGAGGCUGACCCUUCUAGAAAUGAUGUGUUGGCUCUGCUGGGAUUCAAGAAGACCUGUCUGAAGGCCUGUGCUGAGGUGAGCAAGUGGACCAGACUGUGUGAAAUUGGCAUCCCCUCUGCCGUUGAAGAAUACCUCAAAAAUCCCUCAAAUCAAUAUCAGCAGCUGCCUCUCUCCAUCCUCACCCUCGAGCGAAGGCUAGCGGAGCCUGUCAAAGUGCACAAUGAUGACAAGAUACGGAGACAGAAACUGCAAGAGCAGAGACGGAACAUAAAGAAUGAGUCGCCCGAAGGGAACCCAGACUCUGAGUCCAAACGCAGACAGUCACCUCAGGUCAGCGACGGACUUGAGCUCAGGGCGGCUCUGGCCAAGCUGUCAGUGGAUUCAGUUCCCACUUUGCCCACCAGAGAGAACUCUGAGAUCAGGAAAGUGAAGACCACAGACCUGCCUCCGCUGGAGCACGUGUUUGCUGAAGGCCUGUACUUCACUCUGACAGAUGUGGUGCUGCUGCCAUGCGUCUAUCAUUACCUGUGUUCCCUCCAAGCCCACGCUGCGAGCUCUCUACAGCAGCUCCCCCACCUGCUGCGUUGGUACAGCCGUGUUCAGGAGGUACCCGGGGUCCUUCGGGCAUCCAAAGCUUGCGGGAUGGCUUUUUCCACCCCCGAAGUUCCCACGUCCUGCCUCCCGGCGCCUUCAGAGGAGGACAACCCACCUGGCCUAUUGGAGCAAGAAGAAGGCCCGGAGAAGAGCCCACAGCUUCCCUUUGUCGGAGGCCCCAGACCGACAAUGACUAAACUCAAAGAAAAUGGCAUCGAGGCAGUCUUUGCUCCUCACCCUUGCCCGGCCUGGACCCUCCCGUGGGACAGUUUACCAGGCGCUAUCAACCCCACCGAAGGGAAAAUGUCAAACAUCCGUGCAGUCAGGAAGAGGCAACAGCUGAAUAACUUGGUUGCCGUGGUUACCGAGCUAGCCAGGCCGGGUUUCACCAUCGUGGACUUCUGCAGUGGAACGGGCCAUGUCGGGAUUGUUCUGGCUCACACACUUCCAGAUUGCCAGGUGCUCCUCAUAGAGAACAAAGAAGAGUCAUUGGUCCGGGCCCAGAGUCGUAGCGCCGAGCUCGGUCUGAAGAACAUCGGCUUCAUUCAGGCGAAUUUGGACUACUUCACCGGAGCGUUUCACAUCGGGGUUGCCCUCCAUGCAUGCGGCGUUGCGACGGACAUGGUGAUGGACCAUUGCAUCCAUGCAGGAGCCACCUUUGUCAUCAGUCCAUGUUGCUAUGGCUUCAUCCAGAACGCAAUCAAGUUUACCUUUCCCAGGAGCAAAAGGUUCCAAGAGACUCUGACGUAUAAGGAACACAUGAUCCUCUGUCGCUUCGCAGACCAAACUGCUGUCCAGCUCCCUCCUGAGAGGCGACUCAUAGGUAAACAGUGUAUGGGCCUCGUAGACUUGGACCGCUCGUGGGCAGCAGAGACUCAUGGGUACUCGUUGCGAGUGAUGACUAUGGAGCCUGAGAGCUGUUCACCAAAGAACAAUAUGCUGGUGGGAAGGCCGCCGCACAAGCGUGGACUGGAAGUCGGUGCUAGUCACCAGGAAGUGCUGGUGCAUAAUUAGGACAGCGGAGCAUCUUCAGUGUGGUCAGGGUGAUGAUGAAGUGCCUCUGCGGCUCCUGACAAUACAACUGUUUUAUCCACCCUCAACAUUUUCUUUUUAUUUAUUUUUUUUAAAAGCCCUUUUUUUGUAAGAAACUGGCCUCGGAAACAAUAAUGAGGAAUAAAUGAAUGUUUUUUCUUAUUAUA
Molecule: messenger RNA, 2484 nt
Organism: Cottoperca gobio
Lineage: Eukaryota; Metazoa; Chordata; Actinopteri; Perciformes; Bovichtidae
Gene: gstcd
Product: glutathione S-transferase, C-terminal domain containing
Exons: 12
Coding region: 350-2299 (649 amino acids)
Cellular component (GO): cytoplasm
Source: RefSeq, a predicted model, not a curated record